Molecule: messenger RNA, 1476 nt
Organism: Closterium sp. Naga37s-1
Lineage: Eukaryota; Viridiplantae; Streptophyta; Zygnematophyceae; Desmidiales; Closteriaceae
Source: the annotation of a GenBank genome assembly
AUGGAGCGCCGUCUUCUGGAUAGGCUUGAUGACGUGGAGAAGGAGCUUCGACGCUCGCAUGCGGGGUCGGCGUCACCAUCAGCUCCUCGCGCUGCUCCCGUCGUCCCUCUCUCUGCGCUCUUGCCCCACAAUCCCUUUGGAUCCCCGGCGCGUUCAGAGCGGCCGCUGCCUGUGGGGAUGGGCUUCGUAGGUGCAGGUGGCGGGCCGCCGUGGGCUCAGUUUGCUCCGCCGCGUCCUCUUCCUGCUCCGCGUGAUCUCGCCGUGUCGUCUCACCGUGCCCGCGCGUCUGCGUUACUUCCGCCGAUGAAGGAAGUUCCCACGGCGACCCUGGCCCGCUUAUGGUCGCUGGCGGCGUCCCUGCAGAGCCUUGAGUGGAUUCUCCAGGAGUCAUUUGACUCCAUGCCGGCGAUGAAGAGGGUGGAGGCGUAUGAGCUAGAGGAGCUGAGGGACAGCAAGAUGCCAGCGGUCAGUGAGGAGGCGAUAGUGGACUUUGCAGACCUGGCUCUGGACUGCAUCAAGUCUCCCGGCACACGGCGACCCACCAUGAAGGAUGUGGCAUACCGCCUCAGUGCCCUCAUUGCCAAGCACUGCCCCGACAAGGAGGACGAGUGGGAAAGUGUUGCGAGAGACGAGAGUGCAAGCAACGAGGGUGUGUCUUCAGGAGAUGUUCCUGCUGUGUCGUUUGGAGAUGGUGGGAGGGAGCCCGAGGGGUCUGAUGGCUCACACUCUGCACCACUUGAAAGGAGGACCCCUGGGCUGGCUGUGCGAGAAGCGGCGAUGCUGCGGCACGAGCACCUGGUGCAGUUGCUGGGGUACUGCAUGGACUACAACAUUGCCACAGGCCACCUGGAGCAGAUCCUUGUCUACGAGUUCGUCCCCCACGGCAACCUCUCCAACUACCUCCACUCUCCUCCUGGUGCAACUCGAGUGUCCCUCUCCUUUGAGGAGCUCGUAUGCAUUUCACUGGGUGUGGCGGAAGGGCUGGCAUACCUCCACCACUCGCUCUAUCCUCCUAUCGUGCAUCGCGAUGUGAAGCCCGCGAAUAUUCUCAUUGGCGACGGCAAGACGGUGAAGCUGGGCGAUUUUGGGCUGGUUAUGACGGAUAACCUGGAGGUUGCGAUGCCUGGGUACUUGGACCCUGAGUAUGGUGACGGCAAGAUUGCAAGGACCGCAAGUGAUGCGUACAGUUUUGGCGUUGUGCUGCUCGAAAUGGUGUCGGGGAAGCGGGCAGUGCUAAACGGGAGUGACACCGCCUUCAGCAACCAACAUAUAUCCAUCUGGGCAAACAAGCUUGUGAUGGAGGGCAAGAUCUCCAAAGUGGUGAUGGAGGGACUCAAAGCCCCACGUGAUGCCAUCACCAUGUUUAUCGGUCUCGCCAUGGAUUGCCUGAAGCGGCCUGGAGCUCUAAGACCAAAUAUGCGGGACGUUGCACAGCGCCUCACCAACAUUCUCGCCAUUGUAUCCAAUAGGAGCUAA